UAGUCAGUAGAGUUCAAUUCUGUACCGUGACGUGGCAAUAUAACAAUACUUCCUCGGGCAGACCACCAAACCAAACACAGAGCGCAGAUACCCUCACCAAAGCGCAUUAGAAUCUCAUAGCUCGAGAUGAGCGCUUCGUAUCUUCAACAACUUUGCAUACUUCAAUUGGUCUGGUGCCUUGGAUGCUGGAAAGCGACAGAGGCUAGUCCAUACAAAGAGUGUGAACAUGGAAUUGCUUUCAGAAGGGGUUCUGGGAUCCAGACUGAUGUUGGUGAUAUGAUGGGGAGAGAUCAGAAUGAGGAGCAAGUUCAGAAUGUUUUCAAAAGAUUCCUGUUUCACUAUUCAAAGGCCAACUCGGUAGACUCUGUACAGCAUGCGUCUCAUUCAGUGCACCCGCUGAUGCGCCUGUCACCCAAACUGUCUCAAAGGAGAAAGAAGCAGCUCAUGCUUUUGAGGUUGAAGACCAGUCUUUCUGUGGCCAGUCCGCAAGGCUCAAUCAAGAAGCACUCUGAUGUGAUGUAAAAAUCUGACUUUGGAAUAACUGGACAGAAGACAUCAGCAUACUGCAACCCCCCUGAACAUGGAGCAAAAUGGCAGACUGAGGGACAGACAGAAGCAGCAUCCUCAGUGUUCUCUGGCAAUGGACUUGAUAUUUUUGAGAAAUAAAUUGCAGAUUGUGAAGUGUC
Molecule: messenger RNA, 686 nt
Organism: Oncorhynchus masou masou (cherry salmon)
Lineage: Eukaryota; Metazoa; Chordata; Actinopteri; Salmoniformes; Salmonidae
Product: neuromedin-S-like
Exons: 8
Coding region: 127-522 (131 amino acids)
Source: RefSeq, a predicted model, not a curated record